Rodentolepis nana is the source of this 822-nucleotide messenger RNA. Lineage: Eukaryota; Metazoa; Platyhelminthes; Cestoda; Cyclophyllidea; Hymenolepididae. The record is from the annotation of a GenBank genome assembly.
AUGAGGGUGCCGCUCCUCAUUCCGUUAUCACUUCUUUUUCCUCUUCUCAGUCUUUUUUCUCCUGGUUCUCCAAAGCCAAUCCCUUCGCAAGAUGACUUUGGGGAAUACAUUAUGACUCGUUUGAAAAGCUGUCUCGAUGAUAGCGAUGUUGAAGCAGUGAAGGAGCAAUUAUAUUUGCAAAUCGAUGCAAUCUUGGAUAAUUUGGUGGAGUGUAUUUCUUCCGGGUUAUCUCUGGAUGAAUGCCCAACAUUUGAGAUCCAACCAAAAGAACAUGAUUAUCACGGUGGAGAAGAUAUGAACUCCGCAAUGACAAUGCAAUCAAGAUACCCUGAUUCAGAUUCAUACGGAGGAUAUGAUAACACAGAUUAUGAUAACGACUUUAACUAUUCUGAGAGAGGAACGUAUCCAGGCAGGGGUGAUGAUGACGAAAGCGAAGAUUUCUACAAUGGUAGCGGGGAGUCCGAAAAUGACGUUGACCAUGACUCUGAAUGUGAUGAUUCAAAUUGCCCCGAUUCUAGAGAAAGUGGUGAUAGGUACCCUAACAACUAUGACAAUUUUGAGUCUGGAGAAUCUGCAGAGGAAGAUAGCGGUUGCCUCGAUAAUAUGGGAGAUAAUAGAGAUUGCAAAGAGGAUAAAACUAGUGCUAGAAUUGAGUCGCAUCCAAGGCCUGAAGAUUCUCAAGGUGUUGGUGAAUCUGGAUUCAAUCCAGAAAGGGGUGGUGGUGGAAGCCGUCCCGUCGAAGUCGCACAUCUAAGGGGAAUCGAUUGUCUCUGUGCCAACCACAAGUGCUCCUGCAAAGACUCUGAUGAACCUAUCCAUUGA